AUGGUUUCGAUCGGUGUUCGUUCAACCAGACGCUCCAGUCAAACCAAGGUGAUUUGCAUCCAAUCGAUAGUUGUUUUCUAAGCCAAAAUGUUCAGAAACCUGCACUCAUGUUCUGCUCGUCGCUCAAAUCGCUCUACCGUCGUCUGAGAAGCUUUAACUUCAGCCGCUUCUGGGAUUCCAUUAUGGAGGAGCAGGUGGCCAUGACCAAAAGCCGCGACAUCAUCUACUCGAACAACGGAGCUACCGGCCCACUCAUUGUCUACGGAUAA
Molecule: messenger RNA, 269 nt
Organism: Caenorhabditis sp. 36 PRJEB53466
Lineage: Eukaryota; Metazoa; Nematoda; Chromadorea; Rhabditida; Rhabditidae
Source: the annotation of a GenBank genome assembly